CCUCACUCUCCUCCGAGAUCUCAUCUCCAAUGGCUCCCUCCUCCUUCUUCCUCUUCCUCUUCACCUUCACCUUCUCAUCUCUCAUCCUCACCACUCUCUCCCGCACCACCCUACUAUCAGACCCCUCCACCACUACCCUCGACGUCGCCGAUUCUCUCUCCCAGGCCCAUGACGUCAUCUCCUUCGACCCCAAAACCCUCGAGCCUCUGGACCUCCAAGAGGCCCAAGAAGCGCCGCUCAACUCCUCCUCGGUUUCGCCGCUUAUCACUCUCCAGCUCCACCCCCGUGAGUCCAUCUCCAACUCCCACCACAGCGACUACAAGUCGUUAGUCCUCUCCCGCCUCGCCCGCGACUCAGCCCGAGUCAACUCGCUCAAUAUUAAGCUCCAGCUCGCGUUGCAGGGAGUGGACCGGGCGGAUCUGGAGCCCAUGCAGACUUCUGAGAUCCGACCCGAGGCCCUGUCCACUCCGGUCACCUCCGGCAUCAGCUUGGGAAGCGGCGAGUAUUUCACGCGCGUCGGCGUCGGCAGCCCGGCGAGGCAGUUCUACAUGGUGCUCGACACCGGGAGUGACGUCAACUGGCUCCAAUGCCAGCCUUGCACCGACUGUUACCAGCAGUCCGACCCGGUUUUCAACCCGACCGGAUCCUCCACCUUCCGCCAGCUCACCUGCGACGCCCCGCAAUGCGCCGCUCUCCACGUCUCCGCCUGCCGCAACGACAAGUGCCUCUACCAGGUCGCCUACGGCGACGGCUCCUACACCGUCGGCGACUUCGUCUCUGAAACUAUGUCGUUCGGGAGCGCGAUCAAGACCGUCGCGCUGGGAUGCGGCCACGAUAACGAGGGACUGUUCGUCGGGGCGGCCGGGCUUCUCGGACUCGGCGGAGGAACUCUCUCGCUUCCCUCGCAAGUUAAGGCCACGUCGAUUUCGUACUGCCUCGUCAACCGCGACUCCAGCGCGUCGUCCACACUCGAGUUCAACUCCCCUGCGCCCGGCGACUCCGUCAUUGCGCCGCUGCUGAAGAACAGGAAGGUCGAUACUUUUUACUACGUCGGGCUCACCGGGUUCAGCGUCGGCGGCCGGCCAGUGUCGAUUCCUCCGUCGAUUUUUCAGAUGGACGAGGCCGGAAACGGCGGAAUCAUCGUUGACUCCGGCACCGCCAUCACUCGGCUGCAGACGGCGGCGUACAACGGUUUACGCGACGCGUUCAAGAGGCUCACUCCGGACUUGCCCUCGGCCGCUAAUUUCGCGCUGUUCGACACGUGUUACAAUCUCGCGGGAAGAACCAGCGUGCGGGUCCCAACGGUGUCGUUUUUGUUUUCAGGAGGAAAAAGCUUGGCUCUCCCCGCCAAAAACUACUUGAUUCCGGUGGAUAAGUCCGGCACUUUCUGCUUCGCCUUCGCUCCGACAUCGUCGGCUCUGUCUAUCAUCGGAAAUGUCCAGCAGCAGGGGACACGUGUCAGCUACGACAUUGCAAACAACCGUGUCGGCUUCUCUCCAAAUAAGUGUUAAAAACUACUGUAGUUAAAGUAAGAACACAGGUGAAAAGUAGUAGGAAUUAAGCUUGGAAUAUGGUUUAGGUCAUAUCUUUUGAAUAGGGUUUGAAAGCUUGGGUCCUAAUAUGUACCUAUUUAUUCCUCAUAAACUGAAAUGAAGAAGGUACAUUUAUUAUUUA
Argentina anserina (silverweed cinquefoil) is the source of this 1674-nucleotide messenger RNA. RefSeq names its product protein ASPARTIC PROTEASE IN GUARD CELL 1. The record is from RefSeq and is a predicted model, not a curated record. Gene Ontology annotation, molecular function: aspartic-type endopeptidase activity. The transcript has a single exon. NCBI's taxonomy places the organism in Eukaryota, Viridiplantae, Streptophyta, Magnoliopsida, Rosales, Rosaceae. Gene Ontology annotation, biological process: proteolysis. Bases 30 to 1511 code for a protein of 493 amino acids.